GCCAGUCGUAGCUCGGAAAGAAAAAGGGAAUUCCCGCCACGAAUCGGCAAGAGUAAGCUUUGUGUGAGUUUUUCUACGUCUGAGGCGGCGAAUUGCAGUCUGUUUUACUUGUGAUACUUUGGUUUUCACCCGAUGUAGCUGGCUUUUGUUAUUAGAAAGCAUAGCUGCUUUAUUGGUUUGAUAGUUACGUGCUUAUUGACUACUCAAGAUGGGUUUAUCUGAAGAUGCCGACCAAGAAAACACAGAAGAGAGGUUUCGUGGCCUCUGUGCCGAUCUCAAUAUCGACAAAAACACAGCGGAUGAAGCCUGGCGAAACUAUGAAACCAUUUCAACUAAUUACACUCUAGAGGGGGACCGAAUCCAUUGGCUAUGUUGUGCCUUGUAUGUUGCCUGCAGAAACAGCACUGUUCCAACAGUGGGACAAGUUGGAACGGUUGAGGGCAACUGUGUCAGUCUAACCCAGCUUAGGCGAAAAUGCAAUAUCAGCAUGUUGGAUUUCUUUGAUAAAUCUAGGAAAUGGUCAGACAUGGCUAACCUUUCUGAAGAAUUGCGUCGAAAAUUCGUAAGCUUGGAACGCAACUUUGAAGUCUGCUCAGUGAUUUUCAAGAAAUACGAUGAGAUGUUUAAAGAAAUUUUCCAAGAUCCGGCUAACGAUCCUCCAAGGCAGCCACGCUCGAGAAAGUCGCGCAAGCUCCCUUGCACUGCCAAAGAUGUUUACGACUUUUGCUGGGCUUUUUUCGUUCGUGUCAAGACAAAUUUCUCACAAAUCCAUGAAGAGCUAGUCAGCUGUUUCCAUUUGCUGCUAGCGUGUCUUGACUACAUUUAUGGCAAUUGCCUUAUUGCCAAUCGCCGAGACCUCUUCAACCCUCAAUUUCCUGGUCUACCCAGCGAUUUCAACAGUCGCGAUUAUAAAGCGCCUACCGAACCCGGUUGUAUCGUUGAGUGCCUGUAUUCACGAAACAGCGGUCAAGACGAAAAAACCGUCGUCGACGUAAAGCGUAUCAAGACACACGUACUUAAACCUUACGUCAAAAGCCUCAUUGAUAAAGAGACGCUCAAGGGGGACAAAAGGACUCUGUGUGGCAUUCUCGACACUGCAGUUUUCGAUUUGAACAAGAAAGUAGUCAAUAAUGACUACGAAGAUUAUGUGCAUCGCGUCGGCGAUUUUGAUGAACGCAUUUUCUCCAGUCCUGAUGCAUUAACAGAGAUCGGAACCCCGGUGAAGGCCACUUUUAAUAGUAUCGCUUCUUUUGAGGAACAGAAGCUUAUGGUAUACCCAGCUCGUCGCAAUUUGCAAUCGCAGUUUGACGGGUCUCAUCACUUGGCACUGGCCACGCCUUUAACCGGCCGAAAUUUUCUCAAAGCCAAAGAACCUGGAUCAGUAACGCCCGUGUCAACGGCCACUCAGAGUGUCAGUAAGCUGCAGGCUUUAGUCUCGGGUCGCCAAACGGGCCCUAGCGAAGAGCUUAGGCGCAUAUUCAGUGAGUGCUCUAAUAACCCAGGAGAAAGCAUCCAGGCCCGCGUUAAAGAAAUGGGCGAGAAAUUCUGCAACCACUAUGUUAACCAAGCCGAUGAAGGUCGUACGAAUGGUUUCAGCAUGGAUAUGGCUCGCAAACGUCUGCAAUUAGGAGAAAGCCUUUACUAUAAAGUUUUGGAAAACAUUAUUAAUGACGAACGAAGGCGUCUCAAGCCAGGCACUGAUCUAUCAGGAAUUCUUCAGCAGGACAUGCUUCAUCAGCUGUUAAUCACGUGCUGUCUAGAGAUUGUUCUCUUCUCCUACAACUCACAGCGCACAUUCCCGUGGAUACUGGAAGUCUUCCCUAUUCAACCUUUCUACUUUUAUAAGGUUAUUGAAGUGCUGAUUCGGGCUGAAGAUUUAUCCCGUGACGUAGUAAAACACCUAAAUCAUAUGGAGGAACAAAUUCUCGAGUCUAUGGCAUGGCGUUCCCAAAGUCCGCUGUGGGAAUACUUGAAGAGCUGCGAUCAACCAAUUCCCUCUUGCGAAGAGGUAUCGCUGCCAAGCCAACUUCAACCAGCCACGCCCUCGGCUGCUCAGACGCCGUCCCAGUCAUCAGAUCCAGUCAAAAACACUCCGCAGCAACCAAUUCCUUAUUCGCCGUCGACUUAUGUCACCAACAAGAGAGCAGAAUCUAGUCUCGCUGCCUCUCUUCUGCAAUCACCCGUUUCAUCAGUGGCCUCAGUAAAUGAACGUACUCCAGCCCAAUCUUCGAGACGAAAGUUGUUUUCUGGUUCUGAAACAAUUCAAUCAAGUCCUUCUACCACAGUGGCUGCUGCUGGUUCCGUUGGCAAUGCAAUAAAGGCUCUCUCUGAAUCGGAAGCCAACGAACGUAAACCUGAACUUGUCCCCAGUCCCGGUGUGGUAGCAGCUGCCGACAAUAAACCUAAGAGAACGGGAUCGUUGAGUCUAUUUUUUAGAAAGUUUUAUCAUUUGGCAUCCGUUCGGCUACAAGACUUGUGCAAUCGUCUGGAGUUGUAUGAAGAAGAUUUACGCAAGAAAAUAUGGACGUGUUUCGAGUACUCGGUGAUGAAGCACAGUGACUUGAUGCAAGAUCGCCACCUCGAUCAAAUUUUGAUGUGUGCUGUCUAUGUGAUAUGCAAGGUUACUACUAGAGACAAGAACUUUACAGACAUCAUGCGUUGCUAUCGAACACAACCUCACGCUUCCAGUCACGUAUAUCGCAGUGUUUUGCUCUGCACCAGAGCCCGGCGUGGAUCAGCGUCGUCCACUUCAGGAUCAGCGUCAUCCGUAACAGGAGGCAACAAUCCGUCAGCAACGCCUAGUCCUUCUCCAAGUGAAGAGGAGGACGAAGCAACAGCUUCUUCCGCUGUCAAAGGUAACACUGAGGAAAAGAAAACCGAAACGAAUGGAGAGAAGGCCCUUCCACCAGUUCGCUCUUCGUCGACGUUGCCGUUCCCACAGCCAUCGUCUUGUCCUCCCACUCCGACAGGAUUAGCUGGCACUUCAUCCAGCUUCGAGUAUGAGGAUCGAGGAGAUCUAAUUCUGUUUUACAACACAGUCUAUGUUCGCCGACUUCAGGCGUUCGCUCUCAAAUUCUCAAAUCGGAAUCGCCUGGAAUCAUUACCACUGUCGCCUCUGCCUUUACAGCGUCCCGUUACUCUUUCUCCACGCCGUAAAGUGUCUGCCAAGCACACGAUCUUCAUCAGUCCUCUGAAAGCCAACGUUAUCCCGCAUUCGCCAUUGCCGAUGCGCUAUAGCUUCAACCGUAGCCCGUCCAAAGAUCUUCAGGCUAUCAACGCCUUUUUACGUGAGGAGCGUCCGACGAAACGCUUGCUCUCCUACGAGAUUGGUUCACGCGACCAUGUAACUGACGCGGCCAUGGCUCCUCCACCGCCUAAGUUCGCCAUGACAGUUGAAAAUGCCGGUGCGGCGCGCAAGAUCUCUUUUCAUUAAAACAAAAAAAAUAACAUUCUGUGACACUUUGCUGCAACCAAUUUCGCUUGAUUUUCUGACCCUUCUCGCUCGACAAGACCGACCUGGAUUCUUCGCGCGUCGUUCCUCCUUCCCUUCGUUUCUCGCUUUACUUCGGCCCCCGUCAUGCAUCUGAACCAUUGAAAACACUAAUUUUGUUUCUCUGCUUCAUCGUCCCACAACAAAGCAAGAGGUACCUCCCUCCACAUUUUUUGUUCAUCAAGCAUUCAUCUUCUUUUAAUGGUCCAUUUUUUUUUGUUUGUUUGUUAAUUUCAACUUAAUUGGUAAAACUACUAUAGUUUUUUCCUCUUUUUUUUUCUUUUUUCAUUUAAUUGAUUGUGGAAUUGGAUUUCGUGUUGGCUUUGGGUCGAUGUUGAAUGUUUAUGAAAGAGUUUGUGAUGUGUUGCUUGUCUAAAAGGAAAUCGGUGAUGAAAGUACGACGGAACGGUAAAAUAGCUGCACCACCAUCUUUGGAAUUGCAAACGUUAUUAUUAUUUUUUUUUUCUAUUUUCACAAUCAAUAUUUCAGUUUUGAGAUUUUUCUAAGACUUUUGAGCAAAAGAAUGUGUAGUACUUUGUUUGGAGCAUAAUUACAAACAUAUGGCUUUCAAUAUUUUGCAA
Daphnia carinata is the source of this 4071-nucleotide messenger RNA. Its product is annotated as retinoblastoma-like protein 1. The coding region runs from base 209 to 3433 and encodes 1074 amino acids. The record is from RefSeq and is a predicted model, not a curated record. The transcript has 8 exons. Lineage: Eukaryota; Metazoa; Arthropoda; Branchiopoda; Diplostraca; Daphniidae. Gene Ontology annotation, cellular component: nucleus; transcription regulator complex; chromatin. Gene Ontology annotation, biological process: regulation of transcription by RNA polymerase II; cell differentiation; negative regulation of G1/S transition of mitotic cell cycle. Gene Ontology annotation, molecular function: RNA polymerase II transcription regulatory region sequence-specific DNA binding.